Molecule: messenger RNA, 1115 nt
Organism: Daphnia carinata
Lineage: Eukaryota; Metazoa; Arthropoda; Branchiopoda; Diplostraca; Daphniidae
Product: phospholipase A1 member A-like
Exons: 8
Coding region: 86-994 (302 amino acids)
Biological process (GO): lipid metabolic process
Molecular function (GO): lipase activity
Source: RefSeq, a predicted model, not a curated record
UUUUUUUUCAUUAUUACAGGUAGACAAUGUUGACUGACAUUUUAGUUCAGUUCACCUUGUCCGAAGCGAACAGACGUUUACGUCCAUGUCUGCGGCAAUGAAAACUCUCGUAAUUGUGCUUACCUCGCUGGUGGCUCUUUCUGCGGCAGGAUCGAUAGCUCGCGCAGAAGUGAAUCCUGUCGACGUCGUUUUUCAGCUGUUCACUCGUGCAAAUCCAACCCGAGCACAGCUUCUUUACUUGAAUGAUGAUGCCGCACUCGGACAAUCGUAUUACAACCACAGCCUGACAACGAAGAUUAUCGCUCACGGUCAUUACGGCUCUCCUACAUUAGCUUACUCCAUGAGAGAUGCUUAUUUGGGCAAAGAAGAUUGUAAUGUCAUUUCGGUUGAUUGGUCGGUGCUUGCUGCCGGGGAGUACGUCACCGUGGCGCAGAAUGGCGUUCCCACAGCGGGACUUACAACGGGCGAAUUCGUCAACUAUCUAAUUGAAAAAGGAACGCCAUUAAAUGCCUUCCACUUGAUUGGCUUCGAUAUGGGGGCUCAUGUUGUUGGCGAUGCUGGUGCUGCCGUGACUUCGGGCAAAGUCCCAAGAAUCACUGGUUUAGACCCGAUUGAAGCGUACUUUUCGCUCGAAUACGUCGAUGAACGUCUCGACACGACCGACGCAUUGUUCGUCGAUAUCAUCCACACACAAGUCACCUAUUCCAUUCCCAUCGGACAUAUCGAUUUUUAUCCGAAUGCUGGACUGGUUCAGCCGGGUUGCCCUGACCCUGACACUACGUGUUGUAGCCAUUGUCGUGUGAUCGAUCUGUUCGCGGAAUCCAUUAGCAAUCCAUCUAGUUUCGACUCUUUGCGUUGCAGCACUUGGGAAAGUUACAUCAAUGGUGCUUGUGCUUCGAACAACCAUGCAUUCAUGGGCGAAAAUGUUAAUAUCAACGCCCGUGGAUCGUUUUACCUUACAACAAAUGGCCAAUCACCGUACUCCCAAGCCUGAUUCCUGCUCUUAUCACUAUUGACGUUACGGCUAUUCGUUUUUACUACGUGUUACGAGAAUUCUACUAUAAUGCAGUAUUUUGUUAACAUUUUAUCAUAGUCUUAAUAAGCAUUUUCCCAAA